AUGUGGGCAAACGCCCAGGAUGUGGAGUUCGUCGCGCACCCCUCGUUACCGAUCUCCGCGCACCAAUGUGCGACGGGCCGCGCGCAGCAGAGCGGGGCCAGAUGCCCGCACGAGGUGGCGCGCGUUUUCUGCGCAAGGCUGGUGGGGCCGUCUGAACUCGACGGCGACCUUUCGGGGGUGGACAGCACCCCCAACGGUGACACGUCGAUUAGUGAAUCGUCCGUUUUCGGUUCUCGAGAGGGCGCCGCGGCCGUCAUUUUCCAGGCUGGCGCCCGCCAGGUUUGGGCCUCGGGUCGUGUUCACUAG
This is a messenger RNA of Prorocentrum cordatum, 306 nucleotides long. NCBI's taxonomy places the organism in Eukaryota, Dinophyceae, Prorocentrales, Prorocentraceae. The record is from the annotation of a GenBank genome assembly.